AUGGGUUUGGCCUCCGUUACAAACACCCCAGUAAACCUCACUCUCAUCCGGGUCACGGCACCACUGUUACCCGUCUGGUUCGGUCUUCUGUUCCGCCUGGAACUCAAACUUGAGAUGUUGGGCAUGAAGGAAGAAGAGCAUCUCCGAGCCUCCAAGCCUCUGAUCGCGCCUGGUUACCCAGAAAACGUCACGGCGCUGGUUUACAGUCAGGCGACGCUGUUGUGUAAAGUCCACCGGCCGGCGUCCACCAAAGUGCAGUGGCUGAAGGCGGAGCUGGGAGAGCCCGGAGGAAGUCCACACUUCAGAGCUCUAACGGCAUUGCAGACCAACGCCUCGAAGGUGAACACCCUGCAUCUGUCCAACAUCAGUCAGGAGGAUGGCGGCGAGUACAUCUGCAUGGCGGAGCGAACGCACGGCGGAAAAACUGUACAAGCCAUGCAGUCGGCGUGGCUGGACGUCCUUCCAGGAACCAUCCUUGCCUCAGACGUUCGUGAGGACCCCAGCAAGGAGACGGUGGAAAAUCUCUUCGUAGACUUUGGCAACGUCCUGAACCUUCGCUGCGAUGCCAGCGCUCGCCCCGGCAUGGCGGUUGUCUGGUACAAGGAAGGAAGCCGGUUGGCGGCCACACCCCGCACCCACAUCCAUGGCGCCGUCAUAGAGAUCAAAGACGUUACGGAGGAGGAUUCGGGGGUUUAUGUGUGCGUUCUUCGUGGAACUCGAGAAGUUUUGAGGAACUUUACCGUCACGGUGACCGACUCCUUGGGCUCGGGGGACGACGACGAGGACAACGGCUUGGAGGACUCAUCAUCGGAGGUGGAAAACGACCAAGUUUACAUUUCCAGAGGUCCCUACUGGACCCACACCCAGCGUAUGGAGAAGAAGCUUUAUGCCGUCCCGGCGGGCAACACGGUGAAGUUCCGCUGCCCGGCCAUGGGCAGCCCGGUGCCCACCAUUCGUUGGCUGAAAAACGGGCGGGACUUUCGAGGAGAGCACCGCAUUGGAGGCAUCAAGCUGCGACAUCAGCACUGGAGCCUGGUGAUGGAGAGCGUCGUGCCGUCAGACCGAGGAAACUACACCUGCGUGGUGGACAACAAACAUGGCUCCAUCACUCACAGCUACGUCCUCGACGUCCUGGAGCGUUCCCCCCACAGGCCCAUCCUGCAGGCCGGUCUACCCGCCAACACCACAGCCGUGGUGGGCAGCGACGUCCAGUUCCACUGUAAAGUCUACAGCGACGCUCAGCCGCACAUUCAGUGGCUCAAACACGUCGUGAGGAACGGCAGCCGCUACGGUGCCGACGGGACGCCGUACGUCCAGGUUCUCAAGACGGGCAGUUUGAACAUGACAGAGGUGGAGGUCCUCUACCUGUCCAAGAUCACCAUGGAGGACGCGGGACAGUACACCUGCCUUGCCGGGAACUCCAUCGGCUUCGCCCACCAGUCGGCUUGGCUCAUCGUCCUCUCCGAGGAAGAGGCCUCAGACUCCCUGGACACCAUGGAGACCAAGUACACCGACAUCAUCAUCUAUGCCUGUGGCUUCCUGGCGCUGAUCAUGGCCACCAUCAUCGUGGUUUUAUGUCGGAUGCAAGUCCACCCGAGGCGGGAGCCUUUCGAUGUCCUUCCGGUUCAGAAGCUUUCCAAGUUCCCGCUGCGCAGACAGUACUCUGUGGACUCCAACUCGUCCGGGAAGUCCAGCGCGUCUUUAAUGAGAGUGGCUCGUCUUUCCUCCAGCUGCUCUCCCAUGCUGGCCGGAGUGAUGGAGUUUGAAUUGCCCUAUGAUCCGGACUGGGAGUUCCUCAGGGACAACCUAACUCUGGGGAAGCCUCUGGGCGAAGGCUGCUUCGGCCAAGUGGUUAGAGCCGAGGCCUACGGCAUCAACAAGGACUCUUCAGACCAAGCCACCACCGUGGCGGUCAAGAUGCUCAAAGACGACGCUACAGACAAAGAUCUUGCGGACCUGAUCUCGGAGAUGGAGCUGAUGAAGGUGAUGGACAAACACAAGAACAUAAUCAACCUGCUGGGAGUCUGCACUCAGGACGGGCCUCUGUACGUACUGGUGGAGUACGCCUCCAAAGGCAGUCUGAGGGAGUACCUGAGGGCGCGGCGGCCUCCCGGCAUGGACUACACUUUCGAUGUGACCAAAGUGCCCGAGGAGCAGCUCACCUUCAAGGACCUGUUGUCCUGCGCCUACCAGGUGGCUCGAGGAAUGGAGUACCUGGCCUCCAAACGGUGCAUCCACAGAGAUCUGGCAGCCAGGAACGUUCUGGUGACCGAGGACAACGUCAUGAAGAUCGCCGAUUUCGGUCUGGCCAGAGGCGUCCACCAGAUCGACUACUACAAGAAAACCACCAACGGACGGUUGCCCGUCAAGUGGAUGGCGCCCGAGGCCUUGUUUGACCGAGUCUACACGCACCAGAGCGACGUGUGGUCGUUUGGCGUCCUCAUGUGGGAGAUCUUCACGCUGGGCGGGUCCCCCUACCCCGGCAUCCCCGUGGAGGAGCUCUUCAAGCUGCUGAAGGAAGGACACCGCAUGGACAAACCCUCCAACUGCACGCAUGAACUCUACAUGAUGAUGCGCGAGUGCUGGCACGCUGUUCCCACCCAGAGGCCCACCUUCAAACAGCUGGUGGAGGAACUGGACAAAGUGCUGCUGUCCGUCUCGGACGAGUACUUGGAUCUGUCCACGCCCUUCGAGCAGUACUCGCCGUCCUGCGAGGACACGUCCGGCUCCUGCUCCUCGGACAACGACUCGGUCUUCACCCACGACGCCAUGUCCGGCGAGCCACGCCUGCUGGACUACCAGGAAACCUAGACGGACAAAAGUUGUCGUCUUUUUUUUUUUUAAAGAAAAAAAAAAAACCUUCUCAAACCUGGAGAGGACGCCGACAGGACCAGGACCAAAACCAAGGACGUCUUCGCCAACCCUGGGAAAAAAAAAAAAAAAGGAUUUAUUUUGCUAGGUUGCUCAUGCUAAAUAUCUCUAUAUUAUAAGAUUAUUUUACUUUUGUCUCGCUUAUUUAAAAAGAAAAAAAAAACUCAGGAACUCAGAAGGACUUUUCUGUUGUCAUUUCCUGUUGUUAUAUAUUAGAAUAUUACCGGCGCUAAAACACAUAAAUUAUUUUCUAUGCUGCGAAAAAAAAAAAUGUGUGAAAAGUUCGGGACCGAAACCACAACAUUUCUUAUAAGGUCCCUGUCAGGUUCAAACACUGAUGACUUCUAUUAAACGAGACAAAAAGCAAGGAAUCCCGUGAUCUCUGCAGUGGACAUUUUCCUGGCUUCUGUUACGCGUAGGAAAAAAAACAUCAAAUACCGAUUAAAAACGUCCACACUGUAAAGGACGGUGCAGGUUUAUGAAUUGAUUAACGUGGACCCCGACUUAAACAAGUUGAAAAACUUAUUCGGGUGUUACCAUUUAGUGGUCAAUUGUACGGAAUAUGUACUGAACUGUGCAAUCUACUAAUAAAAAAUUCAAUCAAUCAAUCAAUAUCGGGACUUUCAGGUUCAAACACUGAUAACAUCUAUUAAACAAGACAAAAAGCAAGGAAUUAAAGAGAAACAGAAUUAAAUUUGGCUCAAUUUGAGGAGAAACGUCUGGGUUAAUUGUACAGAAUAUGUACUGAACUGUGCUAUCUACUAAUAAAAGUCUCAAUCAAUCAAUAUCGUGACUUUCAGGUCCAAACAUUUAUCUAUUAAAUGAGACAAGAAGCAAGGAAUUAAAGAGAAACAGAAUUAAAUUUGGCUCAAUUUGAGGAGACACGUCUGGGUUAAUUGCACAGAAUAUGUACUGAACUGUGCAAUCUACUAAUAAAAGUCUCAAUCAAUCAAUAUCGGGACUUUCAGGUCCAAACAAUUAUCUAUUAAACGAGACAAGAAGCAAGGAAUUAAAGAGAAACAGAAUUAAAUUUGGCUCAAUUUGAGGAGACACGUCUGGGUUAAUUGUACAGAAUAUGUACUGAACUGUGCAAUCUACUAAUAAAAGUCUCAAUCAAUCAAUAUCGUGACUUUCAGGUCCAAACAUUUAUCUAUUAAACGAGACAGAAAGCAAGGAAUUAAAGAGAGACAGAAUUAAAUUUGGCUCAAUUUGAGGAGAAACGUCUGGGUUAAUUGUACAGAAUAUGUACUGAGCUGUGCAAUCUACUAAUAAAAGUCUCAAUCAAUCAAUAUCGUGACUUUCAGGUCCAAACAUUUAUCUAUUAAACGAGACAGGAAGCAAGGAAUUAAAGAGAAACAGAAAUAAAUUUGACUCAAUUUGAGGAGAAACGUCUGGGUUAAUUGUACAGAAUAUGUACUGAACUGUGAAAUCUACUAAUAAAAGUCUCAAUCAAUCAAUAUCGUGACUUUCAGGUCCAAACAUUUAUCUAUUAAACGAGACAGGAAGCAAGGAAUUUAAGAGAAACAGAAUUAAAUUUGGCUCAAUUUGAGGAGACACGUCUGGGUUAAUUGUACAGAAUAUGUACUGAACUGUGCAAUCUACUAAUAAAAGUCUCAAUCAAUCAAUCAAUAUUGUGACUUUCAGGUCCAAACAUUGAUCUAUUAAACGAGACAAGAAGCAAGGAAUUAAAGAGAGACGGAAUUAAAUUUGGCUCAAUUUGAGGAGAAACGUCUGGGCUGUACUCUUGUCCACUCUCCAGCACGCUCUGGCGGAAGAUUGUACGCCACCUCUUUUUAUUUGGCCUUUCCCUGUUUACAUAACAACAGCUGUUUCUAAAGGAUUGUAAACAGGGAAAGUCCAAAUAAAAAGAGGUGGCGUACAAUCUUUCGCCAGAGCGUGCUGGAGACUAUACAGUAGAAUAGAAUGGACUUUAUUGUCAUAUUUGCAUAUAACGAGAUUAAAGACUCCAAUUUAAGGUGUGGUAGUGGGAACAAAUAUGGGGUGAAAUAAAUAACACAAAAGGUAAUAAAGACAAAAAACUAACAAUUGUGAAGUGAAUUAUAUUUAUAUAGCGUUUUUUCUCUAGUGACUCAAAGCACUUUACAUAGUAAAGCCCAAUAUCUAAUUUUUACAUUUAAACCAGUGUGGGUGGCACUGGGAGCAGGUGGGUAAAGGGUCUUGCUCUAAGACACAACGGUAGUGACUAGGAUGGUGGAAGCGGGAAUCGAACCUGCAACCCUCAUGUUGCUGGCACGGCCGCUCUACCAACCGAGCUAUAACGCCCUAACAAUUGGGGUAAACAGACUACUAUCCAAUAAAAAAUAAUAAGCAAUCCUGUACAACAGUGGUCCCCAACCACCGGGCCGCAGAAGAAUUUUUUAUAAAAAAAAAAUAUAUAUAUAUAUUUUAUUUUAUUAAAUCAACAUAAAAAACACAAUAUACACUUACAAUUAGUGUACCAACCACAAAAACCUCCCUUUUUCAUGACAAAAACGUCCCUUUUUCAUGACAAAGAAUUAAAAAAAAUAAAGAUAAAAAAAAGGACCCCACACCCCCCACACCCCAGGGCCGUGGGACAAAUUAUUAAGCGUUGACCAGUCCGCGGAUACAAAAAGGUUGGGGACCACUGCUGUACAAUAUACAAAACACUAGAAAUACAAAAUACUGUACAGACCAGACGUUUCUCCUCUAAUUGAGCCGAAUGUAAUUAUUUCUCUGUUCAAUUCCUUUCUUCUUGUCUGGUUUAAUAGAUGUCAUCAGCGUUUUCAUUUUUAUUAGAUUUGUAUUUUCCCCCCCCCCCCCCCCACACGUGACCGAAGCCAGGAAAAUGUCCACUGCAGAGGUCGCGAGACUGAGGAGUGACCCCCACUCCUUCUGACAACAAAGUCCCGGUCAGAGACGUGCUGGAGGGGGGUCUCGGUGGGACGCCAAGCCCACUGUCACUGCUGAGGGCCAAGUGGGGGGACGCCGAAUGUGAAAAGCAGUGUGAUUGAUUUCAAAUGGAGGACGAGCCAGGGGAGGGGGGGGGGGGGGGGGCGGCAAGAGGAUCCGGGGUUGUCUCCUUUGUGAGAGGCGGUCACCCCUUCACCCCGCCCCGAGUGCCGCUGAGGGUCCCCCCCGCCCCCCUCCACUCCGACCCCCCGCCCCUGGUCCGCAGCCGGGACGGACAAUGAGGGCCUUUUUUUGGGGGGGACAAAAAAAACGGGUGUGUCUGUUUGCCCGCUGGCGCUUGUGUGCAAAUGAAGAGGCUCUUAUUAUGUUAAUAAAACACACACACACACACACACACACACACACACACACACACACACACACACACACACACA
This is a messenger RNA of Nerophis ophidion (straightnose pipefish), 6197 nucleotides long. Its product is annotated as fibroblast growth factor receptor 4-like. Gene Ontology annotation, molecular function: fibroblast growth factor binding; fibroblast growth factor receptor activity; ATP binding. The coding region runs from base 1 to 2811 and encodes 936 amino acids. Gene Ontology annotation, biological process: protein phosphorylation; regulation of bile acid biosynthetic process; positive regulation of ERK1 and ERK2 cascade. The transcript is spliced from 19 exons. Gene Ontology annotation, cellular component: signaling receptor complex. Lineage: Eukaryota; Metazoa; Chordata; Actinopteri; Syngnathiformes; Syngnathidae. The record is from RefSeq and is a predicted model, not a curated record.